Messenger RNA from Achroia grisella, 5261 nucleotides. RefSeq names its product ribosomal protein S6 kinase alpha-5-like. NCBI's taxonomy places the organism in Eukaryota, Metazoa, Arthropoda, Insecta, Lepidoptera, Pyralidae. The transcript is spliced from 18 exons. The record is from RefSeq and is a predicted model, not a curated record. The coding region runs from base 1 to 3783 and encodes 1260 amino acids. Gene Ontology annotation, molecular function: ATP binding; protein serine/threonine kinase activity. Gene Ontology annotation, biological process: protein phosphorylation; regulation of DNA-templated transcription.
AUGGAAUCGGCAUCUCUUAAUGACUUAUCAGUAUUACAGAAAAGUACGGAGGGAACUCCAGUAUUUAUAGCGGAUAAUCUAGAAUUACCAGAUGAUACAUUUCGCAUGGGUCUUGACAAUUUUUCAGUAAUUGGCGAGAAUGUAACUAUUGGUGAUAGAAAUAUGUCCAUCGAUAGUAAUGCAACUUCGUCCGUUGGGACUCCAUUACUUCAAAUAGUUACUCCCACGCAAACUCCGGAUAUACAAACUCCCGAUAUUCAAACUCCGGACACACAAACUCCCGACAUUCAAAGUCCAGAUAUUCAAACGCCGGAUAAUCCAAUUCCGGAUAUUCAAACACCGAAUAUUCCAACUCCGGAUAUUCCAACUUGUGAUAUUCAGACACCAGCGGUGGACAAAUCCCCGCCAUUUGUUGAAACCCCGAAAACGUCAGACAAUUCAAAAACGGAAGAAUUAACACCUAAAAAACCAAAUUUAUUAAAGUUAUCGUUAACUAAAAAGAAUGAUAAUGAUAUUUUUGUGAAGCCGUCGCCGGUGAUGGAGGUCAUGUCGCCAGCAAAGAUGUUACAAUACGAAGUGGACUUAGGAACGCCCACGAUGAAACGGGCCGCUGUUGAUUUCAAUUUCUUUGAUAAAAACAAUUUUGAAGAAUAUUUUACUGACGUUACGGGCAAAAUAGAAAAUACAGAAACAAAACGAGUUGAAGAUGGUAAAACUUAUGAAGAAACACCUGUAAUUGUGAAUGCUAACACUGUACGACAUGAAAUAGGCUAUGUUAACCUUAACGGCGCUUCUAAAGUGGACAUAUCACAUUUCGAUUUGCUCAAAGUCCUCGGCACCGGAGCAUACGGCAAGGUGUUUCUAGUAAGAAAACGAUGCGGCAUAGACGAAGGCAAAUUGUACGCGAUGAAAGUAUUAAAAAAGGCAUCAAUAGUACAGAAAUUAAAGACAGCUGAACACACAAGGACAGAAAGACAGGUCUUGGAGGCUGUGAGGGCAUGUCCGUUUCUGGUCACUCUUCACUAUGCCUUCCAGACUGACGCAAAACUACACCUUAUUCUAGAUUAUGUGGCCGGUGGGGAAUUGUUUACGCAUCUCUACCAGAGGGAGUAUUUCAACGAAAGCGAAGUUCGGAUAUACAUAGCGGAAAUUAUACUCGCUCUCGAGCAGUUGCAUAAGCUCGGCAUAAUCUACCGCGACAUCAAACUAGAAAAUAUACUCCUUGACGCCGAAGGCCACAUAGUGCUAACAGACUUUGGAUUGUCCAAAGAGUUCUGUGGCGGUGAGAGCAGAGCGUACAGCUUCUGUGGUACCAUAGAGUAUAUGGCGCCGGAAGUCGUCCGCAGCGGCAAUCAGGGGCACGAUAUUGCUGUCGACUGGUGGUCAGUUGGUGUACUCACAUACGAAUUGCUGACUGGCGCGUCACCUUUCACCGUCGAGGGUGAGAAAAAUACUCAGCAAGAGAUAACGAAGCGUAUAGUGCGGUGCAGCUAUCCAGUGCCGACUGACGUCAGCCCUGAAGUGCAGGAUUUUAUUAGGAAGCUUCUGGUCAAAGAUCCUCGCCGGCGUCUUGGCGGUGGUGAAGAGGACGCCGGUGAAUUGAAACGGCAUCCGUUCUUCCAGAAUCUAGACUGGGAGGCAAUUUCACGUCGAGAAAUUGCUGCCCCCUUCGUGCCUCAGCUCUCGCACGCGGCUGACACGUGUAAUUUUGCUGAUGAAUUCACCAGGAUGCCGCCGACUGACUCACCAGCACAGGCGCCCAAACAUCAUGACAAACUGUUUCUAGGCUACUCAUACGUCGCUCCGAGUAUACUGUUUUCGGAAAAUAUAAUAUCUGAUCAAAUAUGGAUGCAGGCUACUGGACAGAAGCACGACAAAUUAAAAGGAUGGGUGGCCAAGGACUCGCCAUUCUUCCAGAAAUAUGCAGUGGACCUGAGCACACCUCUACUUGGGGACGGAUCGUACUCCGUAUGUAGAAAAUGUAUACACAGACAGACGGGCAAGGAGUAUGCUGUUAAAAUAAUUUCAACACAGAAGAAGGAUGUUAAACAAGAAAUAGAGUUAUUAAAGGCGUGUCAGGGCUGCCCCUACAUCAUCACCCUGCACGAGGUGUUUCAGGACUCGGCCUUCACAUAUAUAGUGACGGAGUUGGCUACGGGUGGAGAGUUGGCGUCGGCACUGGCCAUCGGUGUACCUGGCGAGAAGGUGGCUCGCCGUCUGCUAGGACAGCUGGCUCUAGCCGUACGCCACAUGCAUUCCAAGAACAUUGUGCAUAGGGAUCUCAAACCUGAGAAUAUCUUGCUGACGAGUUGUCGCCUCAAUGAAGCUAAUAUUAAAGUAGUCGACUUUGGUUUUGCUCGCCGCAUCCCCGAGUCUGAUGAACGGCCGCGGAUGAUGACGCCGUGCUUCAGUUUGCCAUACGCUGCACCGGAAGUUGUAUCCCGAGCUCGAUGCAGCAGUGCCCCCGGGUAUGGACCGGCGGUCGACCUCUGGAGUCUUGGUGUCAUCUUCUACUUCAUGUUGUGCGGCAAAGCGCCAUUCCAACUGGCCUCCAAGAAGGAACCAAUUACGGCUCUAAUGGACAGGAUUCGGAGUGGCAGCUUUAGCAUGGAAGGUGGUGCGUGGAGUUCAGUGUCGAGUAACAGCCGGCGACUGGCUCGGUCUCUGCUGAGUGUGGACGCGGACAGCCGGCCGCCUCCCGCCUCGCUGCUGCUCGCGCUGCACAACCACGCCGCGCCCACGUUCCACCUGGCGGAUAUGACCAAGGCGGAACUAUACAAGCGGCGCAGCAAGAACAAGCAGCGGUCCUCAAGUGGGUCGGAACCUGGCACGUCACAAUCAGAGCCUACCUUCGAACCCGACGAGGUCAAAGAAUCCUCCUUACUCGAAACAAUCGCGAACCUCAAAAAUAGAAUGAAUAAGAAUUCAAUAGAAAAUGACGUAGAACUAAUCAAAGCAAACACACAAGACACUCCCGUCGAUGAAACAACGGAGCCGCAGUUCGACGAGGAUGAUAUACCCUCAGUAAAGCCAGUCGAAAAGACAUACGCUAAAUCUAGGUCGAAAUUGGACGACUAUAUCUACGUGGAGAGCAGUAAAGGUCUCGACGGUACAGAAGUAGCGUUCCCGAAGGCCACACGCAGCACCAAAUCCAAAGAAUCUACUUCCCCCGUCCCUAGAAAACGUAGAAAAGUUGAUACCAGACAGACCAAGAAAGCAGAAGUCAACGAAGAGAGAUCGCUGAGGAGUAAAGUAGAAAACGGUAGAAAAGUUAAAUCUAAAACUCCUCCACCUCCCAAACGGGUACUUAGAAACAAGAGUGUGACAGAAAAGAAAACUAGAGCAACCAAAGAAUCUAUUGAAAACGAGAAAACAGUUGUAACUAGAGCGACCAGGAAACGCAAAUUCGAGGAAAUAACUAAACCCGUAUUAAGGGAGAAAGGUCAAAACGGUCGGGCGACCCGAAAAAGUAGCUCAGAGAAAGCUGAGACUACUAGAAAAAUAGCAAGAGCUAAAAAGACUAAAGCAAUGAAGCCGCUAACUCUAGAAAUACAAGAGCAGAAUGUCCGCAUGACUCGUUCUAGAAGAAGGCGAUUAGAGAUCAGCCUCUCGCCAUCGCAAGUGAAAAGUGUAGUGCCGGCGUUCUCAUUCGAAUCGGACCGCCGUAUCGACUCAAUCGAGAGCAAUCGAUCGUCGAAAUUAAAUACCAAAGCGACCAAAGCGAAAUCGAGCAAAGCGAAGACGCCCGUAAGGUCUACACGCUCCCGCGCGAAUCGAAGGUGAAAUAUCGAGUAAUCGAAUAAUCGAAUAGUGAUGGAGUACGGACGCUUUGCUCAGGCAUAGAUUAAACAAAUGGAUACAAGUUAUUUAUUCAAAAGAGUUAGUUAUAUAAACGUAGUUAGCAAUCUAAUAUGUCGCGUAAUGUUUUAUUUUUUAAUUCCUUUAUUUAAUGUUACUAUUAAUUUUUAAGACACCUUCUUUCCGAUUGGGUCUGUGCUGAUUUGUCGGGACUUGGCUGGCAUUUUUUUUUAUGUUAAAAACUUUGUGUACAUUAAUCGUGAUGCACUCUUGUUACAAGCUGGCACAUGUCUCUUUUAUUACCAUUAGAUUUAAUUUUGACUAUAAUUUAAUAGAUUAAAUUAGGUUCAAUCCGAGUGGAAUGUUUUAGAAAUAUUAGGCGUCCAAUAUAAACUGUUGAUUAUAAAAAUAAAGAGAAAAUGAAAUAAAAAAUGCUAAUAAAUUUAAUAUUAUAUCAAAUAUAUACAUAUGUGAGUAAUCUAAAUUAUCAGGCUAGUCUUUUAUAUAGAAAGUUAUCGCUCCUUCCUGCUUUGGUAAUGUGUAAAAGAAAUUAUAACCAAAUAUAAAAUAAUUCUGUUUUUCUAAAAUGAUUCAUUUUGAUUGGACCUACAUGUUUUAGGUUAAUAGGAUGUGAUUGCACUGUUCCAAGCUAUCUCCAAUUUGUUUAUUAAGUUUGUCCGUCUCUAUGUUAUAAUGUACAGUCAGCAACAUAUAAAUAUACAAGUCUGUGGUGAUCAAAUUAGACAUAAGUAUGAUAUCAACAAUUUCUUGAUCUAUUAAUUGAAAAUUUGUUGUAAAACCGUAAAUUUAUCCAUUUAAGUCAUUUAACAAACAUCAAAUUUACCCACGAGUUCUAUAUUUAACCUAAAAUUAAUUAUAUACCUAAAAAAAUUUAAAGACACAAAAUACAUUUAUUUUAUGAUUUUUAAAUUAACAGUUAAAUUCAUUUGUGUAAUCAAUCAUAGUCGUAUAUUUAUCUGCAGUUAACUGUACUUUAAAAAAUCGCAAUUUAUCGCACGUUCGAGUUAAAGCUACGCGUACGACUAAUCGCGGAAUCGGUUGCGACAAACUUACAAUUGUUUAUUAGAGGCCAUUCGAUUGGAAAUAUAUGAAAUUGUUAUUUCCGAUUUGAAGUUCUAUAAUAGUCAAAUAUUAAUGAAAAUUAUUUCACCCUUAUUUCAUUAUUUUUCAACCUGGAAUCUUUCGUGCGGAAGUUGUCCCCAGACUGUGCCCUGCCCAUUUGCGACAAAAAUGGACGACGAAAUCCUUUAACCUUUCGUGUUUUCUUCAUAUUCAUUAUAUAAGGCAAUCAGUCUUAUUCUCUGAAUUAUGCAAUUGAUUUUAACGUUUUUAGCAAUAGAUAGAGUGAUUCAAAAGGAAGAUUUUAAAGUUUAAUAUCUGCAUAUUAAAAUACAGAAAAAUGGAUAAAUUUAAAGAUAUAGGGGCGACUCACUGUAUGUGUA